This is a messenger RNA of Heterotrigona itama, 859 nucleotides long. NCBI's taxonomy places the organism in Eukaryota, Metazoa, Arthropoda, Insecta, Hymenoptera, Apidae. The record is from the annotation of a GenBank genome assembly.
AUGAAAAUACGCAGCUCUGACAUCCUGAUCGUCAUUAUUAGGUACGGAACAGACAUCUCAGCGUCUCCCAAAUUCGAAAUCGUCUUCUUUUGUCAACUGUUGGCAUCCAUCGUGGGAAUUUCAGCAAUCACCAGCGUAGACUGUACGAUUAUGACUAUAAUUUUACACGUGGCUGGACAGUUUAAACUAAUCAAAACCUGGAUCAAUAAAAUUGGAAUUGAAAUCAAUCGCGAGCCCAUUCAUUUGGAAAAGUUUGAAAUAGACCUAUUUAAAUGUAUUCGCCAUCACCAACGAAUCAUAAGUGCGGUGAACGAUAUAAAUAAUUUAUUAACUCCCAUCCUUUUUAUGCAACUUCUUACGAGUGGAAUAGAAAUUUGUUUAAGUGGAUACGCAAUGCUCGAUAACGGAGCAGCACUUAUCGAUAUAAUGAAAUUUACAAGCCAUUUUAUUUCCAUGGCGAUAGAACUCCUUUUAUGGUGUUGGCCCGGUGAAAUUCUUGUCCAUGAAAGUGAAGAAGUAGGGCACGUAAUUUAUUUCAAUAUACCGUGGUACAAUUUACCACCAAUUUAUCGGAGACAUUUGUGCCUUAUGAUUGUUAGAGCACAACAAUAUUGCAGUAUCACGGCAUUAACUUUCAAAACAUUAUGUAUUCAAACAUUAACAAGCGUAAGUAACCAUUUUUCAAUUUUUUAAUUUUGACCAUGAAAUUUGACAGCAGGACAAAAAUGAUUAUAUAAAACUUGAUUGUAAAAAAUCAAUUCUUACAACAGUAAAACAGAAAUUAUGGUACAAAUGAUUUCAGGUGUUCAACACAGCUGCAUCAUAUUUUACUUUGUUGCGGCAAAUGCAACAAGACUAA